ACCGAUCCUUCUCGACAUGCUGACCUCUGGUUCCCAGAUGGCUCGGUUGUUCUGCAUGCAGAGAAUACGCUUUUUCGCGUACACAUGUCCCAGCUGUCUCGUCACUCCGUUGUCUUCCGCGACAUGUUCUCUCUUCCUCGCUCGUCCGCGUCAGCACACGAUCUCUCGGCCGACGAUCUCUAUGAAGGUUGCCCCUUGGUAAGGCUGCAUGAUCUCGCAGAAGACGUUGCCAAUCUACUGUCGGCCCUGUACGACGGCCCGACAUUUGGUUCCAACGAUUGCAGCGACUUUCGAAUCGUCUCUGGCAUCCUCCGCUUGUCGAACAAAUAUAUGAUAGAGUCUCUACGUGCUAAGGCGAUCGCCCAUCUGAACAUCGCGUGGCCUAUGACUCUCAAAGGCUGGGAUGCCCGCGAAGACAAGGCGAGGGCUUACGAGCUUGAGAACAUCCCGGGCAGUGCGCACCUCUACCCAUCCCCUAUCGCCGUGAUCAAUCUCGCGCGCCAAGUGAACGCUCCCACGCUUCUCCCAUCCGCAUUCUACGACCUCUCUCGGUAUACGUACACUCAGAUAUUUGAAUCAGCCGAUGACGAUCAGUCUCGACUCCGCUCGUUCUCUCCUCCAUUGUCGUCCCCACAUGCGACUCCCCCUCCGCGCGCCCACCCAACGUCAGCGCCUGUGCCCAUGCUCGAGACGACAGACCUGCAGAAACUAGCUCUAGGAAAGGAGUCGGCAUCGCAGGCAGUGAGUGCCGUCAUCAACGGCAUGACCCGAGGGCCGUACACGCACUCCCGCAAGUCAUCGCUGUCGCGCUCUUCAAACCCAUCCUCCUCGUCGCUCUCGUCCGGUGUCUGCGCUUCGCCGGGUGCCUGCAGGCGCGAUUUUGCCGAGCUUGUGGCGCUCGCGACGCAGCACUAUGUCUGCGAUCGUGAGCGCGGGUGCGCAGACCCCUUGUAUGUCGCGGAGGAGCUGGGGACACUGAAGAGCGCCGAACUGUCGGAGUGCAGGGCAUGCGCGAGGGGGCUGGAGAUCUGGGCUGCGAGG
Molecule: messenger RNA, 1041 nt
Organism: Heterobasidion irregulare TC 32-1
Lineage: Eukaryota; Fungi; Basidiomycota; Agaricomycetes; Russulales; Bondarzewiaceae
Exons: 3
Molecular function (GO): protein binding
Source: RefSeq, a predicted model, not a curated record